This is a messenger RNA of Moesziomyces aphidis, 2334 nucleotides long. Lineage: Eukaryota; Fungi; Basidiomycota; Ustilaginomycetes; Ustilaginales; Ustilaginaceae. The record is from the annotation of a GenBank genome assembly.
AUGCCCACAAAGCCUCGCAAGUCCGUGCCAGCCAAACCUGCCUUCUUCCUCGAUCAGCAAGAAACCUACUCGGUCCACUUUUCGCUCUUUCAGCCCGAUCCUGCGCUCGAAGCCCAGGCACCCUUCCAGAGCCACAACCGCAUCGUACCGGACCGCAUCUUUGCGCAUCUGCCAGACUCGGCUUGGCAGGGCGACCACGGCCAGGCCGCCGCCUCCCAGCGCUCCUUCCUUCACCGCGACAGAUCCGCCAAAUCCUUCGGCUCCCCCAUCGAUAUCCGCUUUGGACCCAUUCGUAUCGAUUGGGCCGAGCGCAGUGCCGCCAUGACGAUGGAAGACAUGGCAGACCCAGAUCAGGGCCCCUCCGAUGUGGCCUCGGGGCCCUCGUCCUCGUCGGCUAAGACGGCGGCAAAACCGCACAGAAAGAAGAACAUCUUCCAUGCAAAACAACCACAGGUGUCGCUGCCCGUCGCAACCUUUGACAAGACCGACUCGUUCCAGGGCGAUUCUUCUUCCAGGGAAGCAGAUCACGCCCUCGCCUCGUGCACCGAACGCUUCGACGGCAUGACGAUCGGAGCUACCGAAGUCGCUUUCGGCAUCGUUCACCUCUUCCGUGACAAGCAGGAUGCCAUGGCCUCCUCUUCGUCCGCACGAAUAGCACCUGCCGGCAAGAGUGCCAUGCCGGGCAUCAGCGCAUCGGCAGCUGAACAGCUGCAGAAUCAGAUUCCGGAUCACGACCUGGGCACCGUCGUUGCCGUGCUGGCAGUUCCGUCGCACCUCACUGCAUCUCAUUUUCUGUCUUUCAUUGAGCCCGCCGUCGAGGCGAUCACGCAUCUGCGCAUGGUGCGUGACAUGCAUCCGAAUCGAUGCAUGGUGCUUAUCCGCUUCCGCGACGCAAAGGACGCCGAAGAUUUCCACAAGAUGUUCAACGGCCAGCCGUUCAACGCGAUGGACCCGCAGGAAAUCUGCCAGGUGGUCUACAUCACCUCGCUCACCGUGUCCAAGCACACCUCGCUGCCUUUUAGCUAUCCCACGCUGACCAACUCGGACCCCUGGCCUCUGCGGCCUCCCGCAAACGCUUCGAACCAGGCGGGGCACGAAUUGCCCACGUGCCCCGUGUGCUUGGAACGCAUGGACAGCUCGGUGACGGGCCUGAUGACCAUCUCGUGCCAGCACACGUUUCACUGCUCGUGCCUGUCGAAAUGGGGCGAGUCGCGCUGUCCAGUCUGCCGAUAUUCGCAGACAGGCCAGGCUUCGGCGCAACAUCGGCGCCGGGCGCCACGCACAUCCAUGGACCCCUCGACCCCUUCGCGAGGCGGGCGUGACGACGUGGAAUCGGACGACGAGAGCGAUGCGGACGAACCGAGCUGCUGCGCCGUGUGCGAGACGCAGCAGGACCUGUGGGUGUGUCUGGUGUGUGCGUCGGUGGGAUGCGGCCGGUACAAGCAGGGCCACGCGCACAGGCACUUUAGCGAGACGGGUCACCUGUACAGCCUCGAGCUCGAGACGCAGCGCGUGUGGGACUACGCCGGCGACGGCUACGUGCAUCGGCUGAUCCAGAACAAGGCGGAUGGCAAACUCGUCGAGUUGCCCUCGGCCACGUCGGCCACGGCGACGCCCGAGCGAAGUCGCACGCUGCCUGCGUCGGCGAGCUAUGCCUCCGCAAUGUCGACAAGCGGCACCAAAUAUUCGGGGCCUCCUGCGCACUUUGCGCGAGACGAUGGUCGUCGCUCGGACGCACAUGGAAACGAUGAGGCAGUGCACGAUGACGACGAGGUGCAGCGAGCGACGGACGCGCCGCGUGCGGGAUCGAGUCGAUCGGCGGACGACAAGCUCGAGGCGAUCGGGAUGGAGUAUUCGUACCUGCUCACGAGCCAGCUCGAGUCGCAACGCCACUUUUACGAAGACAAGCUGGACCAGUUCCAGGCACAACUCACCGCCAUGACGGGCGAGCUUGCUUCGCUUUCGACAAAAUCGCAGCGUAUCGACGAGCUCGAGCAGCGCACGGCGGAGCUCGAGCGUACCAACGACGCGCUGCGCAGGGAAAAGGACAAGAGCGAGCGCAAGGGGGACAAGGCAGUGGAGCUGGCGCGUACGCUGGAGCGGGAUCUGCACUCAGAGCGCUCGAUCAGCAAGGGUCUCAUGGAGCGGCUCGAGCGCACCAAGGAGAGCGAGGCGGCGCUGCAGGUGCAGGUGACGGAUCUCCAAGAGCAGGUGGGCGAUCUCAUGUUUUUCGUCCAGGCGCGCGAAAAGAUCGACCAGGAGGGCGGCGAGGCGCAGGGUGGAGAUGUCGAGAUGCGCCCCAAGCCCACACGCAAGGGCAAGGGCAGACGGUAG